This is a messenger RNA of Lycium barbarum (goji berry), 714 nucleotides long. RefSeq lists its product as uncharacterized. The transcript is spliced from 2 exons. NCBI's taxonomy places the organism in Eukaryota, Viridiplantae, Streptophyta, Magnoliopsida, Solanales, Solanaceae. Bases 1 to 714 code for a protein of 237 amino acids. The record is from RefSeq and is a predicted model, not a curated record.
AUGGACACUGACCAACAGCUUACUUUGAAAUUAUUCAAUUGGAAUACUGAUUUUGAUAUGAUAGUCACUCUAGUUUAUGCUAAGUGUGACAGAAGUGAGAGAAUUGAACUGUGGGAUUCCAUGUAUAAUCUUGCAUCAGACAUGACUCUCUCUUGGCUGGUUGGUGGAGAUUUCAAUGUCAUUGUAGAGGAGGAGGAGAAAUAUGGUGGCUUACCUGUAACUUUGAAUGAAGUAGAGGACUUCAGAAAUUGUAUUCAGUCCUGUAAUCUUAGUGACUUGGGUUAUAAAGGAAGCAUUUUCACCUGGUGGAAUGGAAGGGCUGCAGAUGAAUAUUUUCUACAGCUUGUGAAGGACAAUUGGCAGACAGAUGUGGUGGCCAAUUCUUUCAUGACCUUUAAUGUCAAGCUUAAGAAGCUGAAGAAGGUGUUGUCUCAGUGGAGUAAAAUAGCGUAUGGUGAUUUCUUCCAGAAUAUCACUAAUCUUGAAGAAGUCAUCAAAGCUCAUGAGGCAUUGUUUGAGGCAGAUCCUUCAAAUACCAAUAGGGAGAAACUUCAAAAAGUGCAAGCUGAGAUGACAAGAGCAUUGCAUAUAGAGGAGGAAUAUUGGAAACAGAAGUCUGGCAUGACAUGGUUCCAAGAAGGAGAUAAAUAUUCUAAAUUCUUUCAUGCACAUGUUAAAGGAAGGAGGAAAAGGCUGCAGUUGAAAAGAAUAUAG